AUGGAGGCGGCGGUGGCGAAGGAGGCGGCGGUGGCGAAGGAGGCGGCGGUGGCGAAGGAGGCGGCGGUGGCGAAGGAGGCGGCGGUGGCGAAGGAGGAGGCGGAGGAGGAGGCGGCGGUGGAGGCGACGGAGGCGGUGGUGGAGAAGGAGGCGGCGGUGGAGAAGGAGGAGGCGGAGGAGGAGGCGGCGGUGGAGGCGACGGAGGCGGUGGUGGAGAAGGAGGCGGCGGUGGAGAAGGAGGAGGCGGAGGCGAAGGAGGUGGUGGAGGCGACGGAGGCGGUGGUGGCGAAGGAGGCGGUGGUGGAGAAGGAGGCGGCGGAGGCGGAGGAGGUGGUGGAGGCGAAGGAGGCGGCGGUGGUGAAGGAGAAGGUGGAGGCGAAGGAGGCGGUGGUGGUGAAGGAGGAGGCGAAGGAGGCGGCGGUGGUGAAGGAGGAGGCGGAGGAGGAGGUGGCGGUGGAGGCGAAGGAGGCGGUGGAGGCGAAGGAGGCGGUGGUGGCGAAGGAGGCGGCAGUGGUGAAGGAGGCGGCGGUGGCGAAGGAGGAGGCGGAGGAGGAGGCGGUGGUGGAGGCGAAGGAGGCGGUGGUGGCGAAGGAGGCGGCGGAGGAGGAGGCGGUGGUGGAGGCGAAGGAGGCGGUAGUGGUGAAGGAGGCGGCGGUGGCGAAGGAGGAGGCGGAGGAGGAGGCGGUGGUGGAGGCGAAGGAGGCGGUGGUGGCGAAGGAGGCGGCAGUGGUGAAGGCGGAGGCGGUGGUGAAGGAGGCGGCGGUGGUGAAGGAGGCGGCGGUGGUGAAGGAGGAGGCGGAGGAGGAGGCGGUGGUGGAGGCGAAGGAGGCGGUGGUGGCGAAGGAGGCGGUGGUGGCGAAGGAGGCGGCAGUGGUGAAGGCGGAGGCGGUGGUGAAGGAGGCGGCGGUGGUGAAGGAGGCGGCGGUGGUGAAGGAGGCGGCGGUGGUGAAGGAGGCGGCGGUGGUGAAGGAGGCGGCGGUGGCGAAGGAGGAGGCGGAGGAGGAGGCGGCGGUGGAGGAGGAGGUGGCGGUGGAGGAGGUGGCGGAGGAGGAGGAGGAGGCGGCGGAGGAGGAGGAGGUGGUGGAGGAGGUGGAGGUGGAGGUGGAGGAGGAGGAGGUGGAGGAGGAGAUGGAGUGGUGA
Vanessa tameamea is the source of this 1140-nucleotide messenger RNA. RefSeq names its product serine-aspartate repeat-containing protein I-like. The transcript is spliced from 2 exons. The record is from RefSeq and is a predicted model, not a curated record. Lineage: Eukaryota; Metazoa; Arthropoda; Insecta; Lepidoptera; Nymphalidae. The coding region runs from base 1 to 1140 and encodes 379 amino acids.